Molecule: messenger RNA, 1552 nt
Organism: Solanum tuberosum (potato)
Lineage: Eukaryota; Viridiplantae; Streptophyta; Magnoliopsida; Solanales; Solanaceae
Exons: 5
Coding region: 327-1139 (270 amino acids)
Source: RefSeq, a predicted model, not a curated record
AGUAAAAACUAAAAAAGAAAAUAAUGUAAGAAAAAACAAAAGAACUAAAACAAAGAUCUAGCAGAUCGUCUCCAUCUUCAUCUUAGCUGAGGAAAUUUGGAGAAGAUCAGUUCUUCCUAUUAGUGGCUUCAAAUCUCACUCCAAAGAUCUUUAUCCGUCCUAAACUCGGAGAAUCUCCCAGAUAUUUAUCCGUCCUAAACUUGGAGAGCUGAUGAAUUGUAAAUUUGCUGCAUCAGAUUGGAAAUUGCAGGUAUCCACCCAUCGCUACAGUUUCAUAGUUCGUCACGUUGACCUCAUCGAAAUUGGAGAGAUACAAAUCGCUACAUAUGAUGAGAUCUAAAAGCCGCUUAGAUUGGAGAGCUACAGAUGAAGGAAAAAUUCACAUCAGCUGUAAAUCACCUAAAUUUUCAACUCAAGCUCUAUCAGAUGCAUCAAUUUUUGCUAAAAAGACCCAUAUUGGCGUGUCGUCUAACAAGCGAUUCCAUUGGAAUAUUACAACUGAAGGUUCCAUAAAGGAUCAUUUUAUGAAAAAAUGUUCAAUACAAUACAGGGGUAUGUUAUGUGAAGCAAGAUCCUCUGAGGAGAAACGAAAAAAUAUCCCAAAAUCUAUUUGGGAGAGCUGGAAGCCUCACUAUGAUACUGAGGAUUUUAAGGCUAAAUCUGCACAAUAUUCCAAAAAUCGACUAACUGAGAAAUGUGGUGAAGGAUCUGGUCCCUCGCACCAUACUGGAGGCUCCCGGACUCACCGAGAGCAUGCAAGACAACUGGCGAAUGUUCUUGGACGACCACAUUAUCCGCAUGAACUUUUGAAGAAGACACAUACCAAAGGAAACAAUGAGUUUGUGGAUCUGAAGUCUAAGAGAACAUAUGAUGCUGUAAUGUCUAAGAUCACAUCUGCAUCUCAACUUGUAGAUGAAUCUGGUGAGUCACCGACAGUAGAUUUUUCAAAGAUUUACAUGGAUGAAGUGGGUGGGGUUAAGAAGGCAUGUAUAUAUGGUCUUGGUUCUCAAGCAGUAUUCUAUGAGAACAUUGGUUCAUCGUCUGCUUCAACUACUCAACCUCAAGAUUGUAGUUUUGAUGCUCGAGUGAAGGAAUAUGUUCAAGAAAUGAAAGAGGAGAUGAAGCAUGAGAUGAGAUAAGAGAUGAGAGAAGAGAUACGACAUGAAUUGCAUGAAGAAAUGAAACAUGAAAUGCAGCUAGAAAUGCAAGAGCAAGUUGAUAAGAUUCUCCAAGAACGUUUGCCCAUCCUCAUAGCUGGGCUGCCUAAACCACCCCCUAGUACACUGCUCACUGGUACACCUCCAACUGGUACACCACCUUAGCUUAGACAUGACCCAUUAUCAAAUAAUGAUAUGAGUCAUUUAAAUUUUUCAAACUAUCCUAAGUAGAUUUUGCAUUGUUUGUUCCGUAUUUGGAUUUAUUUUGAACUCUUCAUCUUAGAUUUUGCAUUGUUUGUUUCCUUAUUUGGUUUUAUUUUGAACUCUUCAUCUUAGGUUUUGCAUUGCCUGUUUCUGUAUUUAUUUUGAAUUAAUCUUUGGUUUUGCAUUGUUUA